AUGACCCUCUGGUCUUUUACGGUCUACGAUGUCUUCCGCUUGGAACCCUACUUUCAACUAUCCAAAGAGCAGGUCUUUCCUGCUGACGUGCUUUCCGCUAAUUAUAUCUUUGGACCUUUUAUAUCAACACCUAUUUCAUCGGCGAGAAGAAAACAUUGGGUAGUGCUGGGCGUGUCUAUCAUUAAUAUUCUAGUACAGCUAAUGCUGCCCGCUACACUGAGCGCCUUGCUGGACGUUGAUAGCGUCCCAAUGUCUUCUGACGCGACCUUGAGAGGCUGGCCGGAACUGGUGGCGGUCGGAGAGCAAGCCGAAUGGAUAUCUUCGCAACGGAACAUGAGUCUUUAUUCUCUUACAAGGGGAGAUACUGGUGAGACACCGUCGCGUCUCUCACACUUUGCCAUCCCACCAGUUGAACUUCCCUCUGAUGAUGAUGCACUCUUCACGGCUUUAUGGAAACUUAAUCAUACAGUGUACUGGGCCGACCUUACAUGCUCCGAUUUGCCAAUCAGUAACUCACUCACGGCGAAUGUCACUGAGAUCGUCGGGGAGACACCUGCUGAUUAUUCCAACUACUCUACCUUAACCUGUGCGCUUCGUGACCUGCGCUUGACAUCAUAUUCAGACUCUUCCCAAAACUGCGCCUUAAAUGCGAACUACAGUGGUAUCUUCGACCUGACAGCUACUCCUGUACAGGCCCGACGCUGGGAGCUUGACACAAUCCCGUGUGCCCCAUUUGAUCUAUAUGGAUUCCUCCUCGACAUUGACACAACUAAUACCGGUCGCUUAGUUGGACAGACGCCCAAGGCUCAGUUCUUCUCUUGUGACAUGCAGUAUUAUACGGCCAAGGCGGAGGUUUCCAUGAAGGCCAAUGGCUCGGUAGUCGCAAUUGUAGUCGAUAAAGGCUCCAUGUCUGCUCUCGAUAGUUCGCAAUUGGAUAUAGCUGGAUUUAAAGCAUAUCUCAAAAGAGGCAUCUGCCCUACAGGAAAUGUUUGCCCCUCUGGCAAUGGAACGUUAACAAAUUAUUCCCUUGACCGAUGUGGCCUAGGAAUAGAAGCCCAUAAGUCCCCGUGCUCUACCUCCGCGCAGUACUCACAGGUCCCCAUCUCCGGGGACGAGUUCAUAUCUAAAAUUCGUAUGGAUAUGAAGCUUGGUUUUGCACGUCUGCUGAGCCGUCUCUUCAACACAAAUGCUGCGUAUACUCCUAUUCAAGGGGUUGGAACAACUGACCAAGUGGCUGUCCUGGUCAUUACCUUCCCUGCCAUUGCAUCAGAGGUAAUUCUUCUUCUCGGGACAGCCACAUGUAUCUUGCUUGCUCUUUUCUACCAGUCGCGCGAGAACAUACUCAAGUCUGACCCGGGAUCGAUCGCAGCCAUGUGCAGCAUCGUGGCGCACCUAUUUAACCCUACUGGUGUUCAGGCGUUUGGCGAGUACACUGACAAAUUAACCGCACGACAACUCAACCGCAAGCUGCGUGCAUGGCGCUGCUACUGGUAUGAUGAGCCAUCGGGUCGAAAACUGGGGUUUCUUCCCGGAGAAGCCCCGCCAAGAACACUACGUGAGAAAGUGCUCUACAGCAAACCAGCGAGUAGGAAAGCAUCACGUCAAGAUGCCAGGCUCCAUUUUUUAUCCAAACCCAUAUUUGUCGCUGAACUUCUUGGCUUGCUAGCGGUCAUCUGUUUCAUGACAGUGAUGUUCAUUCUGUGUUCAAAAGAUAGCCGACUUCGACGCCUUUCAGAUUCUGCAUCAGAUCGAUUGUCUGUUGCUUUGGGAAUCCUACCGUCACUUAUGGCGUCUAUGAUGCGAGCUUUGUUCAACUCCAUCUACGUGAACAUUAGUAUCCUGGAGCCGUGGAUUCACCUCCAAAAAGGGGGAGUUGAUGCGAAAAAUUCCUUGCUGCUAAAUCUGUCCUCCCAAAGUCCGAUUACCGUGUUUUUCCGGUCUAUACGCUCCCGCUCCUUCGUACUAAGUCUGGUCGCAUUGUGCUGUAUCAUUAACACCGGUCUUCCAGCCGUUCUGGGUGCGCUAUUUACCCAAAGCCGCACGCGAGCAGCCUGGCCUACCCAGGCUGUCGAGUUACGCUACGACUAUUCCACCAUCCUCAAUUCCAGCACCGUCCCCACAUUCUUCCAAAACGGUCCUAUUGAAUCGACCCUGUUGAAUUCAGUGUCGUUGCUUCCGUGGACAGCACCGGAUUACUCAUUUGUCCCAUUGUCUGUCCAUACAAAUAAUAUGGAACAUAAGUAUGAAGCUGUGACGUUGGGUAUCGGGGCUGACCUGAACUGCCAUCAAGUCCCGCUUACUCAAGACCUCUCGAAGGAUGAGAAUAUCCCCUACCUCACUGGUAGAGAUACCGAGGGCAUGGAUGGUACACCAUCCGUCAAUAAAAGUUCAAGCGAGCCAUAUUCAAUCCAGCUACUGGCACCGAGUGGAGUGACCAAUAAUGGCACGCUGACCGUUCUUGCAAUCAAUUCCGUAGGCUCCAACACAGACUCACCCACACUCGCCUUGCACUGCCAACCGAUUCCUAAAAUCCAGAAUUUCACAAUUUCAUUCGAUCCAAGUGGGAUACUACAGUAUUACUACCCAAUCGGCAGCACAAUCACGAGCGGAAAUCUGGUCGACAACGUGACAUCAAACCUGGCAAACUACCACGAACACUUCAUCGCCUCGAUCCAAGACAUAGGAAACGGCACCAUCACAGACGGACCUAAACUAUUCCCUUCCGACUGGCCCAGUUCCCUAAUUAAGCUAGUCUACCAGAACGUGAACCCGGAACUAACAACCAUCGAUGCCCAAGGGCUCACCGAUGCCACGAAACGAGUCUACCAAUGGCUCUUCGCAGCAUACUUCACCCUCCAGAAAGACAUGUAUCUCCAACCCCUCCCAAAACCAAUAACAGACAACGAUGCCCAAAUCCUGCGACCCACAUGGAGCAUCGUCUGCUCCCUUUCAUCCUUCAUCGUCGCCCUGAUCAUGGUCUCAUCCAUGGCCAUCGCCCUUGUCCUCGUGUUCAUCACUCGAUACGGCAAGUUCAAGGGUCCCCGGAUCCCGCAGUCACUUGGCUCCGUCCUUGUUUGGCUCACCGAUAGUCCCAUUCUGCCUAGUUUCUAUGGUACCUAUGACUGGACUAAUGACGCUCGUCGGGAUUACCUGGUCGGACUGGAUAAGAAGUACGUUUUCAGGAUGAUCACUACGCCAGCCGGAGAACAGAAAUGGGUCAUUGAAGAGGACAAGUGUGAGAAGGUUGGGUGA
Aspergillus oryzae RIB40 is the source of this 3252-nucleotide messenger RNA. RefSeq names its product DUF3433 domain-containing protein. NCBI's taxonomy places the organism in Eukaryota, Fungi, Ascomycota, Eurotiomycetes, Eurotiales, Aspergillaceae. The transcript has a single exon. The coding region runs from base 1 to 3252 and encodes 1083 amino acids. The record is from RefSeq and is a predicted model, not a curated record.